Messenger RNA from Hypomesus transpacificus, 1086 nucleotides. It is a transcript of the gene dusp22b, whose product is annotated as dual specificity phosphatase 22b. Gene Ontology annotation, biological process: transforming growth factor beta receptor signaling pathway; positive regulation of JNK cascade; protein dephosphorylation. NCBI's taxonomy places the organism in Eukaryota, Metazoa, Chordata, Actinopteri, Osmeriformes, Osmeridae. Bases 129 to 710 code for a protein of 193 amino acids. The record is from RefSeq and is a predicted model, not a curated record. Gene Ontology annotation, molecular function: protein tyrosine/serine/threonine phosphatase activity. Gene Ontology annotation, cellular component: cytosol. The transcript has 7 exons.
CACACUGCAAAUCGUAGUGAGCUGUUCAUAUCGCUCAGCUUUGGGAAAGCAGCCGUAAUCUUCAUACCUCGGGCAAUACAUUGCAAUUUUCCUCGGCGUUCAGUGUUUUACUGAGGUCAUUGUGUAAAAUGGGUAAUGGUAUCAACAAGGUCUUGCCUGACCUGUACUUGGGAAAUUUUAAAGACGCGCGGGACCGAGAACAGCUGGCAAGGAACAACAUCACACACAUCCUGUCCAUCCAUGACAGUGCCGCCCCUAUCCUCCAGGAAAUGACCUAUCUUUGUAUCUCUGCGGCCGACCUGCCUUCACAAAACCUGACUCAGCACUUCAAACAGAGUAUCAUGUUCAUGCAUGAGUCCCGACUGAAAGGAGAAGGCUGUUUAGUUCACUGCCUGGCCGGCGUGUCCCGCAGUGUCACCCUGGUGGUGGCCUACAUCAUGACGACCACAGGGCUAGGCUGGCAGGAGGCCCUGGCGGCCGUGAAGGUGGCUCGCCCUUGUGCCGGCCCCAACCUGGGCUUCCAGCGCCAGCUGCAGGAGUUUGAGACCACCCAGGCAAGCCAGUUUAGGGAGUGGCUGAGGACGGAGUAUAAAGAAAACCCAUUCCAUGACGAGGUUGACAUCCGCAGCCUUUUAGCCAGCAGCCCCAAACCCAACAAGGUGGAUGUGGAGGUGCAGGCCUCCCCCCCACCAGGGCUGCAGGGUUCCUGAGACUCCAUACCCAAGGUUUAAAAGGCUUGCACUACUGGAUGAUACCAUCCUGGCCCUAAGAGGGGAGUCCUGUCUCUCUGUCAGCACUGUUUUGGAACAGACUGUUGUUGCUCUUUAAGUCUCUGCUGGAAAGAGUUGGAUGAAGGAAGUAAAUACGAUGUAACAGGAUUUUGAAACAAUGUUUUUUUUUCGAAGUUUAUAGCUAAUGUUACAGCUUCAAUUAUCCUUAAUGUACAGUAUAGGCAUACAUACAGGAUGCCAUGUUAAGUAUGUCUGUUAUUUUAUUUUUUACAAAACUUGUACAAUGUGGUUGUAAUGAGCUUGAAGACAUUUCAGCUACAUAUUUGUGCCAUAAUAAAAUAAUUUAAGAGUUGUA